AUGUCGACAGCUUCGAAAGUGACGUUGGGAGCAUCAAUAGCGUUCGCCACGGGGGCAUUCAUAUUCAUAAACUACUCGCAACAAGCAGAAAGGUCAGCGUUGCGCCAGGGCCCCAUCAAGGAUGCCGAGAGGAUGGCGGCCAAGAGAGAGAAAACUAGGAAACAGAUGGCGAACGAGGCGGAGCAUCGCGAGCAGAGCGAGUUGAAGGCCAAGUAUCUUGAGAUGCAGCCUUUGAAUCAUGAGAUUAUCCGGGGUGAACAUGGGCAAAAUAGCGGUGAGUCGGGGUAA
Molecule: messenger RNA, 288 nt
Organism: Lodderomyces beijingensis
Lineage: Eukaryota; Fungi; Ascomycota; Pichiomycetes; Serinales; Debaryomycetaceae
Source: the annotation of a GenBank genome assembly